Messenger RNA from Dichomitus squalens LYAD-421 SS1, 6067 nucleotides. Its product is annotated as beach-domain-containing protein. NCBI's taxonomy places the organism in Eukaryota, Fungi, Basidiomycota, Agaricomycetes, Polyporales, Polyporaceae. Bases 20 to 6067 code for a protein of 2015 amino acids. Gene Ontology annotation, molecular function: protein binding. The record is from RefSeq and is a predicted model, not a curated record. The transcript has 30 exons.
CCCCUUUCUCGACCACGUCAUGCUUCGCACCCUCCUCACCCCCUUGAGCGCGCGAUUCUCGCUACCCUCGCCCCUUUCACCACGGGCCAGUUCCGGCUCUGAGGUGUUCAGCGACCCAGACGAGCUCGCCCCGGAAGACUUUGCGCGGGAUGUGUUGGUGGAGUUGAUGCGAAAUGCGACGGAGAGGCUCAAAACGGCAGACACGCUUUCCGAAAGGAUCGAGGUGUUGACCGAAAUCCACAAAAUAAUGCUCCAAGAUGCGUGCACAAAGGAUGUCUUCAGAGAAAUGGACGGCUUCCUGGUGCUCAUGAGCGUACUUUCGACCAUUCAUCCGACGUUUACCCAAGAACAGAAGUCACGGAGCGAGAGUGCUGGCACGGAGCUCCUCGAGGCGACGCGUCUCACGUUCCUCAUUCUCUCUGAAGCCCUGCACAAGCACAACGACAACGUGGAGUACUUCAAGUCCUCAGUCGGCUUGGAAUCGUUCUCGCAAGCAACGCUGGGCCUGAUCUUGGACGCGCGGACGGUCAAGCAGACGAUGGGCUUCUUGACGUCUUUGGCCCUUCACGACUUUGCAUGGAGCAGGUUCUUCUUGCACACAACAGGGGCCGACUACGCGACCAUAGACCAUAAGUUCCAGGCGUUCACGGACAAGCUUAGGUUGAUCCACGUACCGGAAGCUCUUUGGAUUCUGUAUGACGCCGCCCUUCUGCCAGGACGCGAUGACCCCGUGCUGCGGUAUAUGGGCACGAAGCUGCUGGAGAGGCUGGCUCUGCACAAACAUCGGAAUCAGUGCAUCCUGAGUAGUCUUGGUUUGGUGCGCUCACUAUUCCAACGGCUAUGUGGCGGCGUGGAGCUGCCAAAAGCGGAGAAACAAGUGGUGCAGAAGUUGCUCCGUCGACUGUUGGAUCACAACGUUGAGACCGAGGACGCUAGACUGAUGUUCCAGCGCGCUAUCCGACCGGACGACACGUUGGACCCUGACGUGCUUGAGGUUCUACGAGCUGGCAUGAAGGUCAGGUGGCCGGGCCACUUCUCGCUAGAGUCUCCUGCCGCCAUUCGUGUGACUCGGAAUGGCACACGAGCACUUUCGUCAACAGGGUUCACGUUCAUGCUAUGGCUGUGGAUCGAGCAGAUACCGAAGGAUAAGACGCACAACUUGUUCUCAAUAGCUGCUGGUGACCGGAAGAUAUUUUCUAUGAGGCUCCGCUCGGACGGCAAUCUCGACAUUGAGAGCACAGGGAGCAAAGACCCUGGGGUGCUAAAGGCCAAUCUGGCGAAGGGGCGUUGGACGCACAUCGCGCUGGUCCACUACCCUCACCGUAAUUCGAAACCUACCAUUCGCUUGUUCGUCGACGGCCACAUGGUCGACUCCGCACAAUGGCCAUACCCGCGGGGUGACGCGAACGUGGACCGACCAUACACAAUUGGUGACUCCUCUCCCGGCGCCUGCCUCAACUGGUGCAUAGCAUCUGCAUAUCUCUUCUCUGUCCCCCUCCCGGACGAACUUCCACGCAUAAUCCACGACCUCAGUCCUCGUUAUGUGUCCCGAUUCCAGGCGACCGACUUGAUUCGCUUCCUCACCUAUGAAGCAGCGACCGCGCUCAACGUUCACUUAUAUGCGAGGGCGGAGCAGACUCGGACAUCGGCUCACGAAGUGAAGAAUUUGAUCAAUUCGUUCAAGAACGGGCUGGGAAUUAGCGAGGCCAGCAUUAUCUUCUCAGUCUCACCCUCGACCGUGCCUUCUGAGCCGAAUGACGCUGCGCUAGACAGCGACGUCUUCGUGGCGAGAUCUGACGGCUUGGACCUCGCUAUGUGGGAGAUCGGAGGCGCUGCUGUCGCGUUGCGCUUAGUGCAACUUGCACAGAACCAACACGAGGUGUCUCGCGCGCUUGGAGUCCUGACGGAUGGAUUGCGGAACAGCUGGCAGAAUUCUGAGGACAUGGAGCAGAUGCGCGGUUAUGACAUCUUGACCGACAUCCUACGGAAGAAGUGCCAGCUGAUCAACAUGACCGGGUUUGAGACUCUAUUUGAGUUCCUCGGCAUGAACUUCCGUUCACCUGACCAUUCGACCAUCACCAACACUGUCGCUUACCGAGCCAUCGCUCUCGACUUCCAGCUAUGGUCACGAACUCGGAAAGAGAUCCAGCUUGUGCACCUUGAACAUUUCGCCACGCUUCUGGAGACCAGCAGGCACAAGCGCUUCAACAUGAAGCAGCGGAUGAGCAAGAUGGGCGUUGUGCGGAAGUUACUGUUCGUCCUCCAGACGGACUGGUACCCGAACGACAUGCUGCCGUUCUUGUUGGAGACUCUGAAGGUCGUCGCUGAGGCCAACUUCUCUAUCGACGAGGCUAUCCGUCCAAUCGUAUCGUACUUGGCUGCCAAUUUGCACGAGCCAACGGGUGGUGCUAGCUCCCCUCGUUCCGUGAUCUCUAGAAUCGAUAAUCUGAACGCUCAGUACAAAGCAGAACAAGUAUUCAGGAUGCUCGUGUCGACGUUGGACAACCCUGCCAUGUUCAACCAAUUUACUGCGGCUCUACCACUCACCCGCAUUUGUCUUCUAUUGCUCGGCGAUCGGCCCUCUUCGUUGACGGCGACGCUCGUGCUCCGGAUGAUCUCUACUGCUCUUAGUAUAUCUAUAUCUUUCAGCCGGAAGUUUGAGUUGAUCAGCGGAUGGAAUGUGUUGAAGCUGGUCCUGCCGUAUGGAUGGGACGCUAGCGUACAAGACGCUGCGUUCGAUGUCCUGCUUGGAAGGAGCCGGGACAAGAAAGAGAUCAUCCCAACGGUCAUCUGCCCAUAUAUCGUCCCAGCGAUCUUCUCGUCACUCAAGAUGUGCCUGGACUCGAGUCGAAUGUCCGAGGAUGCCCAGACUCGUGCCCUCGCGACAUCGAACGUGGAGCAUCUCCUCGAAGCACUCAUCGAAACCCAUUCCACCAGCCCUACGUUCCGUGAGGUCUUUCGGUCUCAUGCCAUCACACAGUCCUUCAUCGAUGCGUAUAAGAUGUACUCCAUUUCUGUGCAGCACGCUGCCGAGAUCGACCAGGACACAGUGCGCGUGCUCGAGAAGCUCUCGCAUCUCGGCCUCAGCAUCGCAUUGGACAAUGCUGUUGCUGUCAACCAGAAACAGGAGAUCAUGGACGUUCUACAAGCCGCGGAGUCCCUCUUGAACCCCCGCGCCACACAAGAGACGAGCGUUGAUCCUGCAGCCGUUGUUGGUACAAAAUCGCGUCGUAGGCGGAUGGCCUCUGUUAGGUUGAGUAUGCAGCUCGGCGAGAGCGCUGUGAAACGUUCGAUCGUGCGCAUACACGAGUGGCGCAAGUCCGUCGUUGCUACAGAGAGGAAGCGGUUGCGGAAAACCGUGCUAGAUCUGCGCGAGCACAACCGGCAAAUAUCCUCGCUGGUGGAGUGGGCGACCGUCCUCACAACAGAACGCGGCUUAUGGGCGAAGGCUGACGACGUACCCCAGUGGCGGUUGGACGAGACUGAAGGGCCUUAUCGGGUUAGAAAGAAGCUGGAGCAUGACGAAGAGAAGAUGCCAAAUACCAAAAUCGAUCAGCAGCAGAUUGCCGAUGUUUCUUUCGAGGUCGACACUCAAUCCGUCAUGCAGAUUGAGCUACCGCCUUGGUCGGAAUCGUAUGAUUUAUCUUCCGCUGAGAUGGAUGAUCAACUAGGAGAAGAGAUCUUCGAGGAUAAACAUCGUCGAGUCCGGCACGAACUUGAGCCUGGCGAUGUCAUCGAUGCCGUCAAAACUGUUGCUCGAAUAUCUGGUGUUGAUUCCUCCCCUGGACUACUCAUUUUCGGUCGAAGUUACAUUUACCUCCUAGAUGGCCUCGUCGAGGGCGACGAUGGUGAGGUGAUCGAUGCACAUGACGCCCCUAGAAAGUUGUUCUUCGUCCCGGGAAGCAUCAUGGACCUUGACAGUCAUCAAAGAGCUCAACGAUGGCAGCACGACCAAAUCAUGAGCUUCAGUGACCGCACCUUCCUUUUCCGCGACGUAGCAUUGGAGAUUUACUUCCGAGACAGCCGCUCUCUUCUGGUCGUAUUCGUGGAUCGUAAGCAACGGAGAGAAAUCACCGGAAGGCUAUCACACAUCAUAAGCCGGACGGGUGGAGAUCCCGCGAGCGCUGGCAUAAUGAAGUCGCCAUUCGUUGGUCGACUGAGUUCAAAAGUAACUUCUGCCUUCAGUGUCAAGAUGAUGUCGGGUUUCGGUUCGGACGAGCUGUCUAUUGCCCAAAGGAAAUGGCAAUCACGCGAAAUCUCGAAUUUCACAUACCUCAGCAUCCUCAAUCAAGUCUCUGGUCGAACACCUAGUGAUGCUACACAGUAUCCUGUCUUCCCUUGGGUCCUCCAGGAUUAUGCGUCCAGUAAGCUCGACCUCUCAUCCGCAGCGACUUUCCGCGAUCUGUCGUUGCCUAUGGGCGCCCUCACGGAGGCUCGCAGAGAAGCAGCUCAAUCGCGAUACGAGAACUUGAUGAGUGUAGGAGAGAAGCCCUUCCACUAUGGCACACAUUUCAGCUCUUCCAUGAUCGUCUGCCAUUUCUUGAUUCGAAUGGAACCCUUCACGCAUAUGUUCAAAACGCUGCAGGGAGGAGAUUGGGAUCUACCAGAUCGUCUAUUCAUUGACAUCAAGAGGGCGUACACGUCUGCCUCCCACGACAUUCGAGGCGAUGUUCGAGAGCUCAUUCCCGAGUUCUUUUCGUGUCCAGAGUUCUUGGAGAACUCCGCCAAUCUUGACUUCGGCGUGCAGCAGAACACUGGUGAGAAGAUUCACGAUGUAAAGCUUCCACCCUGGGCGAAGCAGGAUCCUCUCUUGUUCAUCGUUAUGAAUCGUAAAGCCCUCGAGAGCGACUACGUCAGUGAACACCUACCCCGAUGGAUCGAUCUGAUCUGGGGCUGCAAGCAAGCGGAUCCCGAUUCAUACAACGUCUUCCACCCACUUAGCUACGAGGGAGCGAUUGACCUUGAUGCUAUCACAGACGACCUCGAGCGCGAGGCGACGGUUGGCAUCAUUCAUAACUUCGGCCAGACCCCUCGCAAGAUAUUCGCCUCUCCCCAUCCUCCGCGGAACAUGCACGGAAAUUCUGCCCUCCCGCUGGGCAUCAUCUAUGGAAUUGCAGAGGACUACCACCUAUUAACUCAAGGUUCCAAACCCCUGCGAGAUCUUGGACCGGAACAACCUGUGCAUGACUUGGUGCUCGACUUGAUCGGCGCGCAAGUGAUUCCGUGCCCAGGGGGUACACUAUGUGUUCCUUCAAGGCCUCAUGAGGGAAUAGUAUGGGACAGCAGCUCUGGUUCUACUGGCGCUUUGAAGGUCGUCCUUGAUCGCAAGGUUUCUCAGGUCGUCGAAUCCGCCUUCUGUUCUUGUGCUACGUAUGCAGACGGAGAUACCUUGGUGACGGGCUCUACGGACAACAUGGUCCGACUAUGGAAAAUCAUUCGCAACGACCGUAGUCGCGAGCAACCGGUAACAUUGCAACUCACCCAUUUGAUGCGCGCACACACGGCCAGGGUGACAUGCAUUACUGCUUCACGAGCAUGGUCACUGAUCGUCAGCGGGUCAAACGAUGGUAGUGCCGCACUAUGGGACCUGAACCGUGGCGUAUACACGCGGUCAAUUUGGCAUGGUACUGGACCAUCGUCCGAAGUACACUUGGUCGCCAUAAACGAGAGCACAGGUUAUAUAGCUACAUGUUCACGGGACCGAUUAUGGCUGCACACAAUCAACGCCCGCCCUAUUGCUUCCUUGGAUCUCACGGACUCCGCGCCUUCCCCACUUUACCCUCCUGUCACAUCUCUUGCCUUCCUUGAACGGGACUAUGCUCACACCGAUCUCAUUGCUACCGGCGCUCCCGACGGAACGAUCACCCUACGAACAUGGAAUCCCAAUUCUACGCCGGAAGGAGAGAAGGCGCGGUGGGAGUUCGUGACGCUCAAGACGCUCAAGGUGAAAUCCGAGAGUCGUUACAGGAGUUCUACUCCCUGUGUAACUGCGCUCAAAUUCGUUGGGGAGUCCCUCUACCAUGGCGAGGACACAGGCAAACUCUACGGAUGGGAACUUCCGGAUUGA